AUGACGAGUGCCCAGGGCGAUCCACGCCGCGCUCCGUCUGCCUCACUUCCCCCCAGCCUCCCUGCCCCUCGACUCAGCCGCUUCUACAGGGCACCUGGCGACCACAGGGAUUCUCCGCUCGUUGUCAUUGGUAGGAGGCUGCUGCAGGACGGGGACUGCAGGGCUGCUGCUGGUUCGAGCCCUGUCCAUCACAUCAAGAGUGGCUCUAGAGCUAAAGCCAGCAGAUUCAGCCCCAGCUGUGCCACCGGCCUCUCCACCGAACACAGCUCCAUCUACUCCUGGAGAUAUGACUUGCGUGGCUGCCUGCAGGAGUUUGACCGAGUGAACACCCAGCGCGUGCACCAGCUCUUCUGUGCCUUGGACGAGCUGCUGUACGAGGGCAAGGUGAGCGGGCGCUCGCAGGGCCUGCAGGACGAGUGCCAGGCCUGGAACGGACACUCCCCACACCUCAGGAUCCUGGGAAACCAGUUGGAGCCCCCCAAACAGGAGGGCUUUCAGUACAUCCACACACAGACCCCCAGUGCCAGGAGCACUGUGAUCCACCCGUGUCCAGACAGGAGGGAGGACCCUAGCCAGCUCUAUGUGGAGGGUCACAGCCUGGCCUCGGGAGCCCCAUCAGCAGCCCAGUCGGCCUCCGACCCCAGACCCCACCUCUCGGGCCACCCGCUGUGCCCUCUGGAGAAGGAGGGAGAGGAGGGUGAGGAAGAGGAGGAGGUGGUGUACGAGGCUGAAGGCAAGCUAGAGGAGUUCCUUGCCUACGAUGGGAAAGAGAUGGAGGAUGAGGGGGACGAUCAGAGGAAGCAAAAGAAGGCCUGCUACCACGCAGCUGCUCUGGGAGGAGAAGGAGGAGGAGGAGGAGGAGGAGGUGGGGUGCCUCCCGUUUCUCCCCAUGCCUGCAUUAAGGACGCCGUGGCGGGAGAGGUGUUUGAUGACGCCUGGCGGCUGGCGACGCAUGCCCUCCAGGGGCUCCUGUGUAAGCACUGGGAGAUGGACCCCACAGGUCAGUCCCCCGCAGGUGCAGGAGGAGGGGUAGUGAUGAUUCCCGGCGUGGUGGAGAGCGAUGACCGGGGUCAGAAUGAGCUGUCCUCGCAGGUCAACACCAAGUGCCACCGCCGGGCCUCCUCCAGGGCUUCCAACGCCAAGAUGUUCCUGGCGUGUGGUUUCAGCUCCGCUCAAGACUCUAGUGACUUCAGAAUCAAUUUAAAUGGUGUUAUGACAAUCCAGGCAAAACCGCUUCAGCAAAGACCACAAGGAUCAUCUGAGAAGUCUCCCCGUGACUCGGAUGACCGAUCCAGCGCGCUGGUGUGUGGCCGGUCCGAGGCCCAGAGGUCCCUGUGUGCGUUUUCCCAUCGAGCCCCAGGCCAGCGCCGCCUGCUGCCCAGACUCAGUGGCAGCAGAGCCAGAACCCUGAGCAGCAGCCAGCCUCUCCACAGCAACCAGGCCCUGCAUGGCACCAAGCUAUGCCCGGUCAGCGAGGGGCUGCCAUCGCCACCCGUCAGUGCGGUGUUGAAUCGCCGCCCCCUACACCUCGCCUCGGAUGCUCCCGAGCAGGAUACCUCUGGGACACGCCCUCCCCGAUAUGCACAGCCCAGGUGGAGGCUUCUCCGUGGGGGCAUGUCCAGUGCAGUCCACCCCCGUUCCAGUCUCCCGCCGCUGAGGGAGCCCACUCUGGCCAGGCCCAGCACCACCCACACCACCUGGUCUGACAGACCCAUGAAAAGUAGUUUCUCACCGGUGGAUUUUGCCUGCAGCGUGAUGAAACCACCCGGACAUGUGGCGCUCAAAGGGUUUCCUGGUGACCGGUACCGGAUGGACGUGACAGGCUUCAGUCUGGGUGUCGCCUCCUCCAUGACCAGCAGCUUCUCUGAAUCUGCCACACCUCCCCGACGGAGAAGGGCAUACAUGCCCCUCUCAGCUGAGGGAGAGGAGGACAACAGAGCUCAUGUCAUGGGUGCAGCCUGUCAGCGGAAGGCACUCGGCAGGUUUCCAGGAAACGGGAGGAGGAAGUGUCAGGUGGUGAUGCCGUAGCACAGACCUGUGUGUGUGAGGCUCCUGUUUUACUUCUGGACACAGCCAGGUGUGUGUGUGUGUGUGUUUGUGUGUGAGAGAGAGAAAGGCUCUUGUUUUACUUCUGGACACAACCAGGUGUGUGUGUGUGUGUGUGUGAGAGAGGCUCCUGUUUUACUUCAAGGCCAGAUAUGUGUCUGUGUGUCUGUGUGUGUGUGUGUGUGUGUGUGUGUGUGUGUGUGUGUGUGUGUGUGUGUGUGUGUGUGUUUAUGUGUUUGAGGCUCCUGUUUAACUACAGGACACAGA
This is a messenger RNA of Alosa alosa (allis shad), 2313 nucleotides long. RefSeq names its product family with sequence similarity 149 member A (gene fam149a). NCBI's taxonomy places the organism in Eukaryota, Metazoa, Chordata, Actinopteri, Clupeiformes, Clupeidae. The transcript is spliced from 15 exons. Bases 1 to 2028 code for a protein of 675 amino acids. The record is from RefSeq and is a predicted model, not a curated record.